CAAAACUUGUCAAGAAAAAUUGUUUUUCCGAAUGUUUAAAUGUAAAAAAAAUCAAUUUAAAUUAUGAAUUAAGUGAAAAUUGUUGCCUAAAAAUGGAGAUAAGCGAAGAAACUAGUGAUACCAAUAGAACAGUAGUGGAUUUGUCUAAACAAUCCUUAAAGAAAAUACCGAAAAACGAGAAUGUGCAGGAUAUUCGGCAAUUGAUACUCGACGACAAUGAGUUGCAAAAGUUCGACAACAUCGAUUCGUACGCAAAAGUCGAAAAGCUGUCUGUGGCGCGAAAUGUCCUGAUGCGGAUGUACUGCGUGGGUCGCUUGCAGAAUUUGCGGGAGCUGAAUCUCUCGUACAACCAAAUAAUCACGCUGGAGGGCACAAAAGAGCUCGUUCACUUGCGCUCACUCAAUCUAGAAGGCAAUAACAUUAAAACGAUAGAACAUUUGCAUACUAACACAAAGCUAGAAUACUUAAAUUUAGCUGAAAAUAGCAUUGGAAUCAUAACAGAUUUAUCGUUUUUGAAAUGUUUGAAAGAACUACAUUUGGCUGGAAAUCGCAUCACACAUUUGCGUCAAUGUGAGAAAUAUUUGCCGGUUGCCCUUGAAACGUUGUCUCUCGCGAAAAAUAGCAUCCCGGAUCUCAACGAAAUCUCGUCGCUCGUGCAUCUGAUCAACUUGAACAGCAUUACGAUCAACCAGAAUCCAUGUGUGCAGAUGACCGGCAAUGCUGUGGGCUUCGAUUAUCGCCCCUUUGUGCUUAAUUGGUGCAUGAGUGUCAAAAUUAUCGACGGUUUUGUCGUGAAUCCGAUCGAAAGUCUCAAGGCGGAGUGGCUCUACAGUCAAGGCAGGGGACGACAAUUUCGCGUGGGCGAACAAGAAGCUCUUGCGAAAUAUUUGAGCUCAGUUUGUCCGUUGUCGGGAGAGGCUUUGGAGAACGAGAACGAACGAAAAUUGCGAUUAAUUCUGAGUAAGGCGCAACAACAUCAACGUCAACUGCAGGAAAAUCCGAAUCCAAGUUCGACGAAUAGUAGUCCCUCGACGCUUCGGAGACGCGGCGUUAAUCGAGUUCAGUCUCCAAGAUUCAAUCGCCUUUCAUCCCAUCGUAACAACUCGCCCGAUAUAAGCAUGUCGAACAGCUAUCACGGCAGCAUCAUGUCAAAUUCGAUGAAUACAAGCCAAAUUGAGUCUCACAACAGUAAUCCGUUGGAGAUGACAAAGUCCCUGAUUGAGAAUUUCAGCGGAGACAUCAUGAGCCAAAGCAUGGAUACGUCAAGUUUGAACGUUUCCUUGACAAGUACAAACAGCGGAUCAAGUACAGCGACGAAUGCGACGUACAACGGCAGUAAAAUUGAAGUUACUCCCCCAAAAUGCUUGCCUGUCAUCAACGAUUCGCUCAAUAUCUCGAUGGGGCCCUUGCCAACAGUGCAAAAAAUGAUGCCCGUACCCGAAAGUCUCAUGAGCCCGGAUUGUCAACCCCCAACGUACAUUGGAAAAAUUAUUCCCGCAGCAAAUACGCCGCCUCAAAUCCCCAAAGUCAUGAAAACGAAGGAUGGGAAGCCCGUUGCUGCGAGGAAUUUGACGCCAAAGCUCACGGGAAACACGAAAAUUAUGACAGCAAAGUUGAAAAAUGAUCGCGGCGCGGGAUCUCCAAAACGAUCGACAACAAGUAGUGUCACGACAACGCCCAGAUCGAGCAUUUCGAGUAUUCAGUCGAUAAAUCCAGCGAUGAAAACACAAACGGUGCAUGUUCCUGCAACGAGAGAAGCAACUCCCGUGUCAAGUGAACGAAUUUUGAGCUCCGAAGACGAAGGCGACAGUUUUACGCAAGAGAAAAUUCAAGCGGUACGACAUAAGGCAGCGGAAAAAUGUCAGAAACAGAAGAAAAAUGCCGAAAUGUGUCUCACGAAUGUCUCGAAAACGACGGAAAAUUCGGCGAUUAUGAUUCAAAAGUUAUGGCGCGGGUACCGAACACGCAAACAACACCAUUUAGCGGAGAAAAUUCAACGAAAAAAGACGGAAAAUUACAUCAAGAAGCUCACAAAGGACAUGGAAGAGACAAAAGCAGCUCUCGAAAACGAACGAAAAAUCCAACAACUCCAAAUGCAAGCCAUUAACGCUCUCUGGAAGAAAGUUUCGAGUCUUCAACAGGCUCAAGCGCAUCAACAACAGAUCACAUCAGCAACAACGACGCCCGUCGUGCAAAAUAUUUUCGAAGAAACGUUGAAAUCCACAACUCUGAGCUUGAAUUUCGACAACCAAUCCGUGAAUGUAGUGCAAGAUUUGACAAAAACCUGUUCGAUGUUGAUGACACAAGUCGCCCAACUCCAAAAUUCCAUGCAAUCCAUGGUUAAUUGCAUGUCAAUGUUCGCUUCCUAUCCUCCAGCGAGCGUAAUUACAGGCGUUCAAGACUCCGGAAGCAACAAUUCGCGCGAUACAAUCGAAACCCAAACCGAAAUUAUUGCCGUUCAUACGCCGCAAGUCGAAAAAUUUCCCUUUAAUGGCACCCAAACGACAAAUAAUAGCAUUACAACAACAACAACAACCGCGAAUAACAAUAAUAAUAAACUUUUGAGACCCAAUAGCUUGCAAAUCACAUCGUCGACGGAGACAUCCCCGAAGAAUUUGCGAUUUAAUUCGGUGCAAGUGACAAAUAAUGAUGAAAAUCUCCCCGAUAACGAGGAGGAAGAAGAGAAAAAAGAUGAAAUUGCGAAAAUGGUUCAUAAUACGAGUGAGUUGAGUCUCGCAGCGGACGAUACGAAUAAUAUCGAUAAUGAGCCCGUGAGUGAAUUGGAGUCGGAAAAACAUGAAAACGAAGUCGUGACGGAGAUGGAAAAGGCGGAGGACGAGACGAUUGCUGAUGCGUCGUCAAUUUGCACGGAAAACUAAAGAUUUUUUUUUAUGAGCACCCGAGUUCCUUAGAUUUUAAGUUUUAAAGUUUUGAUCUCAUUUUUUGUAUGAUAUUUAAGGCCUUUGUGCGAAAAAUUAUUUUGACAGGUAAUGAAAAGUGAUAAAAAUGAAAAAUUUUUACAUGAA
This is a messenger RNA of Culicoides brevitarsis, 3026 nucleotides long. RefSeq names its product centrosomal protein of 97 kDa (gene Cep97). Bases 93 to 2879 code for a protein of 928 amino acids. The transcript has 5 exons. NCBI's taxonomy places the organism in Eukaryota, Metazoa, Arthropoda, Insecta, Diptera, Ceratopogonidae. The record is from RefSeq and is a predicted model, not a curated record. Gene Ontology annotation, molecular function: protein binding.